Molecule: messenger RNA, 811 nt
Organism: Dermacentor silvarum
Lineage: Eukaryota; Metazoa; Arthropoda; Arachnida; Ixodida; Ixodidae
Exons: 5
Coding region: 247-654 (135 amino acids)
Source: RefSeq, a predicted model, not a curated record
CUUGCCCGGGAAUCCCACCAGCCACUGGUGACGAUCCAGCUGCCAACAUGAGCACGGAGGAAGCUUUCGCGGGCACCUCGGUGACGGCGGUGUCUGUGUCAGGGGAAGCGGAAGAGGCGGACGAGGGCGUGCGUGAAAGCCACAGCGCCCUAUCUGUGGGACCCACGUGCCGAAUCUGCUUCCGGGGAUGUUUGGAGGAAGCGCUGCGUCAGCCCUGCAACUGUCGAGGCAGCAUUGGCUUGGUGCAUGCCUCCUGCCUCGAGAAAUGGGUUAUCGCAGCGGAGGAACCCACGAUGCGACAUCUGCGCCUUCGCCUACGAGGUGGAAGAACGCUCGAAGUCGUACGUCGAGAUGCUGUGGGACCGCGAGGCCCGCGGUCGUCCUCUGGGCUACCUCUUGCGCGCCGUGGGCCUGGUGCUGUGCGUGCUCUUCCUGCUGCCCCUGAGCUGUGCCUUCGUCGCCGGCCUCCAUUACUCGCUCGUCUCGGUCUCACUCUACGUGUUCAGCGUCGGCCACAGCAUGUUCUGGUUCCGGAGACCCGUGCUGUACUUCAUCGAGUUCCUGAAGACCUCGGUCGAGUGGAAGCGCCGCUCUUCCUACCUGAAACUGGUCCUACCCGCCCCGUGUGUGCCGAGCGCACCGGAUUUACUUUAAGAAGAAGAGGAAGCCAGAGACAUCAGAGGUGGUCAUGGAGUCGUAAAAUACGAAGUUUCCGAGGUUGAGAAUGGUAACAGUGACUGGCCUAAAGAAGAUACAAAAAGAUAAAAUGCAAAUUCUCGUUUAUUUUUUUUGUACUCUUUCCAAUUUUUGG